AACGUGGACGGUACGUCGGAAAAGCCGGAUACUUACUUCCUUAGUGGACUGCAGACUGGACUCUUGUGUUCCUGUGGCCUCGUCGAAUGUUAGUAGUGUGCUCUGGUGUGUAGAAAGUACGACGGAGUCCAUUAAACCGAACGUGGUGCUCAACGGGAAAAUAGUGUGAUUUUGCGAAAAACAGGCGGCAGCAGGUGCGGACGAGAGUGCAAAUGGCUCUGGAAACCGAAAAUGUGCAAUCUACUGCCGGGAGUGUAGAAGUUUCAGUAGGCUUAGACGGAAGUGCCUCAACAACAUCGACCGGUGCUGGAGCGGAGACCGCUGGGAAAAAGAAAGGAAAUUCCAAGAACAGAAAACACAAUGGAAAAGCCAAAUCGCCACCGGUGGCGAACGGUCAUGCAGGAGAGAAUGGACUGAAUGGUCACAUCAGUGCGGACGAAUCGGAACCUGCCUCGACCGCGACGAAUGGGGUCGACGGAGGUAAAGCAAAUGCCGGUGUGGCAGGUGGUGGGGGAGGUUCAAACAGCAACGAAAGUGGUGAUGAUGGUGGCAAAGGUGCUUCCAGCGCGGAGGACGAAAUGUUGAAGUUGAUGCAGGAAACCGGCUUUACGGUGCAGAUAUUGUCCCCGGGCGUGGAAUCGCUCUCGAUCCAGGUAUCGAGUAUGGAGCUGGUGCAGGAAAUUCAUCAGCUGCUGAUGGACCGCGAGGACACAUGCCACCGAACUUGUUUUUCGCUGCAGCUCGACGGCGUUACGUUGGAUAAUUUUGCCGAGCUGAAGAACAUCGAGGGCCUGAAGGAGGGCUCCGUGAUUAGAGUGGUGGAGGAGCCGUACACAAUGCGUGAGGCACGCAUUCACGUGCGCCACGUGCGCGACCUGUUGAAAUCGCUUGAUCCGGCCGACGCGUACAAUGGAGUCGACUGCAGUUCGUUGACCUUCCUGAACACGAUCACCGCCGGGGAUAUUAUGGAGAAGAAGAAGCUGCGCCAGGAUAGUGUCGAUUGUACGCCGCCGGACUUUAUCAUGCCCGGUGCGAAGGAACGUCCACUGUUGCCGUUGCAACCGGGGACGGGGAAAAAGGGAACGCCGCAGCCACUAAAGGUGCUCACGACAUCGGCCUGGAAUCCGCCGCCCGGGCCUCGAAAACUGCACGGAGAUUUGAUGUACUUGUACGUGGUGACGAUGGAGGAUACACGAUUCCACAUUUCCGCGUGCCCUCGCGGGUUCUACGUGAACCAGUCGACGGACGAUGCGUUUGAUCCGCGGCCGGCCAAUCCCUGCUACCUUUCGCACUCACUGAUCGACUUGUUGACGCAGAUUUCGCCCACCUUCCGGCGUUGCUUCGCGCAGAUGCAAAAGAAGCGCACCCAGCGGCAUCCGUUCGAGCGCGUAACAACGCCCUACCAGGUGUACACGUGGACGGCUCCGGCCCUAGAGCACACCAUCGAUGCCAUCCGUGCCGAGGACACGUUCUCAUCGAAACUCGGCUACGAAGAGCACAUCCCUGGGCAGACGCGUGACUGGAACGAGGAGCUGCAGACGACCCGGGAGCUCCCACGGGCGACCCUUCCGGAGCGUUUGUUGCGCGAGCGGGCAAUCUUCAAGGUGCACAGUGAUUUUGUGACGGCGGCAACGCGCGGCGCCAUGGCCGUGAUCGAUGGCAAUGUGAUGGCAAUCAACCCGGGCGAGGACGCCAAGAUGCAGAUGUUCAUCUGGAACAAUAUUUUCUUCUCGCUCGGCUUUGACGUGCGUGACCACUACAAGGAGCUAGGCGGGGAUGCGGCCGCCUUCGUUGCACCACGCAACGAUUUGCACGGUGUGCGCGUGUACAGUGCGGUCGACGUGGAGGGCCUCUACACGCUCGGGACGGUCGUUAUCGACUACCGUGGAUACCGCGUGACGGCGCAAUCGAUCAUUCCGGGCAUCCUCGAGCGCGAGCAGGAACAGUCGGUUGUGUACGGAUCGAUCGAUUUCGGCAAGACGGUGCUAUCGCAUCCAAAGUAUCUCGAGCUGCUAAACAGCGCCGGAAAGCAUCUGAAAAUUCUGCCCCACAGCGUGCUGAACGACAAGGAAGAACCGAUCGAGCUGUGCUCGUCGGUGGAGUGCAAGGGUAUCAUCGGUAACGAUGGCCGGCAUUACAUCCUCGACCUGUUGCGCACCUUCCCGCCGGAUGUAAAUUUCCUGCCCCUACCGGACGCUGAGGAAGCGAUCGGUAAGGAGAGCCAAUCGAUGGGUUUCCCGAUCGAGCAUCGGCACAAGCUGUGCUGCUUGCGCCAGGAAUUGCUGGAGGCGUUCGUUGAGAACCGCUACCUGAUGUUCAUGAAGCAUGCGGCGCUACAGUUACAGCAGUGCGUGAAGAAGAAGCAGGAUCAAAAGGCACAAGCUGCCCAAGCGGCUGCCGCUGCAGCAGCGGUAAAGUCUUCCGAGGAAAAGAAAUCCCCAGAACCGGAGGGUGGUGAGAAAGCGCCACAAACCGCCGAAGCGGCGGAUUCGUCAGAGAAAAAGGAGGAACCGGUGAAAUCGGGUGAGAAAGCACCCGCGAAACCAUCGACUGUGCCUACGGUUAUCCCGAAAGCGGACAGUGAUGAGGCGAAGAAACUCGUCGAAUCGUUGAUUUCUAGCGAAGAAAAGAACGAAAGCAAGGAACUGUUGAAGCGCGCUUGCGAAGCAGUCGGUUCGCUGAAGGAGUACGAGUUCGAUGUCCGCUUCAAUCCCGACGUUUACUCGCCCGGUAUCCGGCACGUUGAUGAGCCAGCCGGUGCCAAUUCGCUGCGCAAGCAGAAGCAGCUGGUGAAGGAUGCGGCCGAGUUCCUGGUGAAGCAUCAGAUUCCGAGCUUCGUGCACGAAUGCCUGGACCAUUCGUCGGCGCCGAUGGAUGGAGUGACGCUCACCGAGUCGCUGCACAGUCGCGGCAUUAACGUGCGCUAUCUGGGCAAGGUGGUUGACUUGCUGGCCAAGAUCCGGCAGCUGGAAUAUUUGCACACGAUCGCCGUGUCGGAGCUGAUUGUCCGCGCGGCGAAGCAUAUCUUCAUCACGUACUUGCAGCAAACGGACAUGAUGAGCAUGGCGGCCGCCAUAAGCCAUUUUCUGAACUGUUUCCUCACCGUUUCCACCAACGGAUAUACCUCCGGAUCUGGAAAUGGUGCACUGGACGAAUUCGGUUCGAAGUACGGCGGCAAGAAGCAGGGCAAGGUGAACAGGCGAGGUGGGAAGGGAGGAAUUGGAGUGGGCGGUGGAAGGGCCAUUUUCCAGGCGCCCCUGGCCGACAAUAACGAGUGGCAAUCGCUCACAUCGAAGGUGCUGUGGGGUCAGAUUCGGCAGGAGUUGAAAUCAUACUGGGGCUAUGACCUGGUGGUCCCCUCGACGGAUGGCAAAUCCAGUGGCAGCGGACAGCAAGUGAUCGAGUCGAUUGAACCGCUGAUCGGUGCUUUCAAGCUGCAGAAGAUCAGUGUUCUGCGUGCGUUCUGCCUCAAGGUAGGCGUCCAGAUUAUGCUGCAGGAGUACAACUUCGAGCAGAAGAACAAACCGACCUUCACCGAUGCGGACAUUGUGAACGUGUUCCCGGUGGUGAAGCACAUCAACCCGAGGGCCACGGAUGCGUACAACUUCUACACGACGGGACAAACGAAGAUCCAGCAGGGCUAUUUCCAGGACGGGUACGGUUUGAUCAGCGAGGCACUGAACUUGCUAAACAACGUGUACGGCGCGAUGCAUCCGGAGAACGCCCAGUGCCUGCGCAUGUUGGCCCGUCUCAGCUACAUCAUGGGUGACCCUCAGGAGGCUUUGGCCAUUCAGCAGCGUGCCGUGUUGAUGAGCGAACGAGUAAACGGUAUCGAUCAUCCGUACACAAUUUCGGAAUAUGCUCACCUUGCAUUAUACUGUUUCGCCAACAGUCAAAUCAGUACCGCACUGAAGUUGCUGUAUCGUGCCCGAUAUCUGGCCACGAUCGUAUGUGGUGAGAAUCAUCCCGACAUCGCUCUGAUGGAUAGCAACAUCAGCUUGAUUCUGCACGCUGUCGGUGAAUAUGAGCUGUCGCUUCGCUUCCUGGAGCAUGCCCUCACCCUCAACAUCCGCUACUAUGGCGAAAAGUCGCUUAAGGUAGCCGUCAGCUACCAUCUGGUGGCACGAACACAAAGCUGUAUGGGUGACUUCCGGUCAGCACUAGUGAACGAAAAGGAAACAUAUGCCAUAUACAAGCAGCAGCUUGGAGAAACGCACGAAAAGACACAAGAAUCGUCCGAAUGCCUUCGUCACCUGACGCAGCAGGCCGUCGUGUUGCAGAAGAAGAUGAUAUGUGCCAACGGGAAGCUGCUGAGCACUGGGCUUCCUCCGAUUCACAUUCAACCACCGUCGAUGGGCUCGGUGCUAGAUAUGCUGAACGCAAUUAACGGCAUAAUUUUCGUACAAAUUAGUUCCAAAGAAAUUGCCAACUUCAAAAGUGAAAUCGAAAAGCGACAAAAGGAGGCAGGCCAAAGCCAGCAGCCAGCUCCUUCAUCGCCGUCGACGGUACAGGCAAACCAGGAGGAGGUCGAUCAAAUGUUGAUGGAAACGAUGCAGAAAACUGCCGCCGGUAUUCCGUUCGAAGAGCAGCAGCUAGGGGAGGAGCAGAAUAAGAAGGAACCGGUUGCCUCGAAGGCCACCGAGCCGACAUCUUCGAGCUGAAACAACAUUCACCUAGCUACCGUUCCCUUGAUCAUUACGGUUUGUGUAAGCACCACCUAAUUGUUGGAAGGAUUUUUCAACCGCGUCGGAAAAGUUAGGAGCAUCAUUUACCAUGGUUCAGAAUAUGCCCUUCCCAAUGUUCUACUGCACACUACGUAUUUGAACUCUUUUUUGUCCGCUUCCCUUCAUUUACCCACCCUGAAAGCAUAAUCACAUUCAACCCUGCCUAUCUUACAUGAACGAACCGGCCUUCGUUUAUCUCAUUGACGUGAAUAACUGUUUUCGCGGACGAGUUUUCAGCGCAAACAUCUAUGAAUUAAUCGUAAAUCCUCCUCAUUUCCUUAGUUUUUCUCUUUGUCAGGUAGCAUUUAGUGAAUGUAGAAUAGGUUUUUGUUUGUAGUUGCUGUGUGACUCACCGUAAUCAGUGCAUCAUUAUCCGGUAGCCACAGCUGCUUUUGCUCUUUACAUAGGUAUAGGUUUCGUGGUGGUUUCCAUACCGCGGUUCACGUUCGUUUCUUCAUUCCUUCCUUAGGAAGCACAAGCUGCAAUGCUGUUGAAAAUUACCACUUGCCACAAGGAAUUGAAACAAAAGCACACACAAAACGGUAAAUAAAAAACAACCCAGUGGAGCGUAGCUUACAUUUCGUUUUGUUUGUUUAGACAAAUUUGGUUUAUUAAAGUUCCUCACAAAUGCCAAGCAUGAGCUGCAAACACGUGUCCAAGAAUGGGUGGACUAAUGCUAAUCGAAGCCAAGUAAAACUGAUCGAACUUACAAGAUACCCCAGGAAGUCAACAGAGAACUCUAAAAACGCGCACCGUUGGUGGCCCAGAAAUUUAACAAUUAGUUCGUGAGUUUUCGCUCUAGUCAAACCUUGUGACCAAAAAUGAACGCAACCAAACCCCUACCAUUUUCGCUUGGAAUAACCACAUGCCACAACCCGACUUAAGGAGAAUCAACACCGAGAGUAAUGUUGUUCUAAACAUCACAAAAUGCACCGCAAAUCACAACAUAAUACACCCCACCAUAAACCGCAUAAUAGAUCUUAGUUAUAAAAGCAAUAAGUAGUCAAAAGCGCAUAAACUUAUCGCAAUAAGGGACGUGUUGUGUCACGAAAGUGUUCCGAGGAGUUUAGCUAGGCUUUUUGUGAUUAAUCGUCGAAAUGCAUACAUUU
This is a messenger RNA of Anopheles coustani, 5833 nucleotides long. It is a transcript of the gene clu, whose product is annotated as clustered mitochondria protein homolog. The transcript is spliced from 6 exons. Gene Ontology annotation, molecular function: protein binding; mRNA binding. Gene Ontology annotation, biological process: intracellular distribution of mitochondria. Lineage: Eukaryota; Metazoa; Arthropoda; Insecta; Diptera; Culicidae. Bases 213 to 4661 code for a protein of 1482 amino acids. Gene Ontology annotation, cellular component: cytoplasm. The record is from RefSeq and is a predicted model, not a curated record.